Molecule: messenger RNA, 645 nt
Organism: Lizanozyma spartinae
Lineage: Eukaryota; Fungi; Ascomycota; Pichiomycetes; Serinales; Debaryomycetaceae
Gene: VPS21
Product: Rab family GTPase
Exons: 1
Coding region: 1-645 (214 amino acids)
Molecular function (GO): GTP binding; GTPase activity
Source: RefSeq, a predicted model, not a curated record
AUGAGUUUCCCAAAUCCGGUCACUUCAGUUAAGUUGGUUCUUCUUGGAGAAGCAGCGGUUGGUAAGUCUUCAUUAGUAUUACGAUUUGUCAGUAAUGAAUUCCAAGAAAAUAAGGAACCAACUAUUGGUGCAGCUUUUUUAACUCAAAAGUUGACUAUAGGUGAUAGAGCUAUCAAGUAUGAAAUUUGGGACACAGCAGGUCAAGAACGGUUUGCUUCAUUAGCACCCAUGUACUAUCGUAAUGCUCAAGCUGCAUUAGUGGUUUAUGAUGUUACCAAGCCUGCUUCGUUUGUGAAAGCUAGACAGUGGGUAAAAGAGUUGCGUGAACAAGCUUCAAAGGAUAUUACCAUAGCAUUAGUGGGAAACAAAUAUGAUUUGGUGGAAGAUGACAACGAAGAAGAUCUGGUAAGAAAAGUUAACGUUGAAGAGGGUCAGAACUUGGCUGAUGAAGAAGGUUUGCUAUUUUUUGAAACUAGUGCUAAGACAGGAUAUAAUGUUAAAGAUGUGUUUGUGGCUAUAGGUAAUAAGAUUCCUGAAGCAACAGCUUCUGGUUCAGAUACAGCAACCAAUCAAACCUCUGGAGAGGGAAGAAUUGAUUUGAGUGGAGGAGGUAACUUCAAUAACGCCACUUCUGGAUGCUGUUAA